Messenger RNA from Capsicum annuum, 1447 nucleotides. RefSeq names its product calcineurin B-like protein 1. The record is from RefSeq and is a predicted model, not a curated record. The transcript is spliced from 9 exons. Bases 512 to 1159 code for a protein of 215 amino acids. Gene Ontology annotation, biological process: calcium-mediated signaling. Lineage: Eukaryota; Viridiplantae; Streptophyta; Magnoliopsida; Solanales; Solanaceae. Gene Ontology annotation, molecular function: calcium ion binding; kinase binding.
AUUAGAGCUCUUUUUUAAGAAUGUCCAGCAAUUCACCGGUUGUUUUUUCGGCUUGGUGAGGUGAGGUGAGGUGAUUGGGAGGUAGGGCAAAUGGAUAAAUAUAAAAUAAGGAUAUGCAGUCAGACCUCCCUAUAGCGUCAUUGUACUAUCACGAGCAACUCUUUUAGAGCGAAUUGUUCAUGUUAUGUUGUAUUAUACGUUCUCUACAACACCCAGACCCCACUUGUGUAAUGUGGGAUUACACUGGGUAUGUUGUUGUCUCUGUAAGCAUUUGAAAGUGACACCGUUAUAGAGAAGUUUGACUAUACUAUUCGUAAGUUAUAUAAAUUGGAAGUAUGAAGUUCUGAAUUGUCAACGUUUUCUGUUGUAGCAUGACAUGCUCAUUUUUUUAGGUUAAGAAUGCGCCCAUAUUAUAGAUAGUUAUGACUUAUCCUUAAUUGGAUUAUAAGCAUUAUUUUCCUUUAUCCGGAAGAUUUAAUUCCUAAAUUCUCUUGCUUGAAUUUGACCGUAAAUGGGCUGUCUUCAUUCUACGGCAACAAAGCAGUUCCCUGGACACGAAGAUCCUGUAGCCCUUGCAUCUCAAACAGCCUUUAGUGUAAGCGAAGUUGAAGCAUUAUUUGAGCUGUUCAAGAAUAUUAGCAGUUCGGUAAUUGAUGAUGGGCUAAUAAGCAAGGAAGAAUUUCAGUUGGCUUUAUUCAAGAACAGAAAGAAAGAAAACCUUUUUGCAAAUCGGAUUUUUGAUCUCUUUGAUGUAAAGCAAAAAGGAGUUAUUGAUUUUGGAGAUUUUGUUAGGGCACUUAAUGUUUUCCAUCCAAAUGCCCCACAAGAAGAGAAGAUCGAUUUUUCAUUUAGGCUUUAUGAUAUGGAUGGCACGGGGUUCAUCGAGAGGCAAGAGGUUAAGCAAAUGUUGAUUGCACUUUUAGGUGAGUCUGAGAUGAAGUUGGCUGAUGAGACUGUUGAGAUAAUACUUGAUAAGACAUUUUUGGAGGCAGACUUAAAUCAGGAUGGAAAGAUUGACAAAUCUGAAUGGCACAACUUUGUAGACCGAAAUCCUUCACUAUUAAGGAUAAUGACUCUUUCGUAUCUAAGGGAUAUAACUACUGCUUUCCCGAGCUUCGUACUUCAUUCUGAAGUGGAUGAAGUUGCUACCCAACUAUAAAAUAUAGUUGAGGUCGAUUCUCUCUCAUUCUGCUAUUGAUGCACCUAAGUUUUGUUGGGGGAGCAUCAAGUUUACCUUGCUCAAAAAAAAAAAAAAAAAAGGUUCUGUUGGGGGAGUCGGAGCUUUUUUUCAGAAUGUUGAAAAACUAAAGGCGAUUAAAAUGGUAACAGUGGUGAUUGAAUCGAGAGGUUAAGCUAGCCUCCCGUUAUACAUUGUUUUUGUUGGCAAUAUUCUGCCGCUUAAUGGUGAGCAGGAUAGUGAGAUUACAAUUCAAUCAGUUAUUGCUUA